AUCCAGGUGUCAAGCAUGGAGCUAGUGCAGGAGAUCCAUCAGCUGCUGAUGGAUCGUGAGGACACAUGCCAUCGGACGUGCUUUUCGUUGCAGCUUGAUAGUCGCACGCUGGAUAACUUUGCUGAGUUGAAGAACAUUGAAGGGCUGCAGGAAGGCUCGGUGAUUCGAGUGGUUGAGGAACCGUACACAAUGCGUGAGGCGCGCAUUCACGUUCGCCACGUGCGUGAUUUACUGAAGUCGAUGGAUCCGGCCGAUGCGUACAACGGCGUGGACUGCAGUUCGCUCACCUUCCUACAUACGAUCACGUUGGGUGACAUUAUGGAGAAGAAGAAAACGCGCCAGGAAAGUGUCGAUUGCACGCCACCUGACUUCAUAAUGCCCGGAGCGAAGGAACGACCUCUGUUGCCGCUGCAACCCGGCACUGGACGAAAAGGUACGCCCCAGCCGCUGAAGGUGUUGACGACGUCCGCGUGGAAUCCUCCUCCCGGUCCUCGUAAGCUACACGGGGACCUGAUGUAUUUGUACGUGGUCACGAUGGAGGACAAGAGGCUGCACAUUUCCGCCUGUUCGCGCGGUUUCUACGUUAACCAGUCAACGGACGACACGUUCAACCCACAGCCGGCCAACCCGAGUUAUCUCUCGCAUUCGCUGAUCGAUCUGCUGUCGCAAAUCUCGGCCACGUUCCGGCGCUGCUUCACGCAGAUGCAAAAGAAACGCACCCAGCGGCAUCCGUUCGAGCGUGUUGCGACGCCGUAUCAGGUGUACACGUGGUCGGCACCAGCCCUGGAGCAUACAAUCGAUGCAAUUCGUGCGGAGGACACGUUUUCGUCCAAGCUCGGUUACGAAGAGCACAUCCCGGGACAGACGCGCGAUUGGAAUGAAGAACUGCAGACGACUCGGGAGUUGCCGAGAGCCACCCUGCCCGAACGGUUGUUGCGGGAGCGAGCCAUCUUCAAGGUGCACAGCGAUUUCGUGACGGCGGCCACACGAGGCGCCAUGGCUGUGAUCGACGGCAACGUAAUGCCGAUCAACCCGGGCGAGGACGCCAAAACGCAGAUGUUCAUCUGGAACAAUAUUUUCUUCUCGCUCGGGUUUGAUGUCCGGGACCACUAUAAGGAGCUGGGAGGGGAUGCGGCUGCCUUCGUGGCACCACGCAACGAUCUGCACGGUGUGCGCGUUUAUAGCGCCGUGGAUGUGGAGGGCCUCUACACGCUCGGUACGGUUGUGAUCGAUUACCGUGGGUACCGCGUCACGGCACAGUCCAUUAUCCCGGGCAUCCUGGAGCGGGAACAGGACCAAUCCGUUGUGUACGGGUCGAUCGAUUUCGGCAAGACGGUGCUGUCGCACCCGAAGUAUCUCGAGCUGCUGAAUGCUGCCGGGAAGCACCUUAAGAUCCUGCCUCAUAGCGUGUACAACGAUAAACAGGAAGCGGUCGAGCUGUGCUCGUCAGUCGAAUGCAAAGGUAUCAUCGGCAACGACGGGCGACACUACAUUCUUGACCUACUGCGUACGUUCCCGCCGGACGUUAACUUCCUCGUGCUGCCAGCGGAGGAGGAAGCGGUCAGCAAGGAUAGCCAAGCGAUGGGCUUCCCGGUCGAGCACCGGCAUAAGCUGUGCUGUCUGCGUCAGGAACUGCUCGAGGCGUUUGCGGAGAAUCGCUAUGUGAUGUUCAUGAAGCACGCGGCCGUGCAGCUACAGCAGUGUGUGAAGAAGAAGCAGGAACAAAAGGCAGCCGCGGCGAUGAUGAAAACAUCCACGGAGGAUACGAAAUCCUCACCCGCCAUUGAAGGUGUCGCGGAGGAAGAAAAGACGGAUGCCAAGGAUGUCAAGGAUGUCAAAGCAGAUGCCAAGGAAGUGGCACGUUCCAUCCCAAAGGCGGAUAAUGCAGCGGAAACGAAGAAGCUAGUCGAGUCGCUUAUUUCAAUCGAUCAGAAGAACGAAAGCAAGGAAGUAGUAAAGCGAGCCUGCGAAGCGGUUGGUUCGCUGAAGGAGUACGAGUUCGACAUUCGCUUCAAUCCGGACGUGUACUCUCCGGGCAUUCGGCACGUGGACGAUGAGUCGGCAGGUGCGUGUUCGUUGCGCCGUCAGAAGCAGCUCGUGAAGGAUGCGGCCGAGUUCCUGCUGAAGCACCAGAUUCCGACUUUCGUGCAUGAGUGUCUGGAUCAUUCAUCGGCCCCAAUGGACGGUGUGACGUUGACCGAGCUGCUGCACAACCGUGGCAUCAACGUUCGUUACUUGGGCAAGGUGGUGGAACAUUUGGCGAAGAUCAAGCAACUGGAAUACCUGCACGCAAUCGCCGUGUCGGAGCUGAUCGUUCGUGCUGCGAAGCACAUUUUUACCGCCUACUUGCAGCACACGGACGUGAUGAGCAUGGCGGCGGCUAUCAGCCACUUUUUGAAUUGCUUCCUAACUGUUUCCACCGGAGGUUACACGCCUGUUGGCAAUGGGGAAGGUAGUGAAACUGACGGUCAGCUGACGGAUGAGUUCGGACCAAAAUCGUCUUCUUCUGGAGGUAAAAAGCAAAGCAAACAGAGCAAACGUGGUGGUAAGGGUGGUUCCGGUCGUAAGGCCACUUUUACUGCUCCGUUGACCGAUAACAACGAGUGGCAAUCGUUGACUUCGAAGGCGCUAUGGGUGCAGAUUCGGCAGGAACUAAAAUCGUACUGGGACUUUGAAUUGGUGGUGGAACCUUCAAAGGAAGGUAAGCCAGCAGCACCUGUCGAAUCGAUCGAACCGCUCAUCGUGGCGUUCAAGCUACAGAAGAUCAGUUUGCUGCGGGCGUUCUGCUUGAAGACCGGCGUGCAGAUUUUGCUGCAGGAGUACGCGUUUGAUCAGCGAAACCGGCCAGCGUUCUCCGACGCGGACAUCGUAAACGUGUUCCCGGUAGUGAAGCACAUCAACCCACGUGCCUCGGACGCGUACAACUUCUACACAACCGGACAGACGAAGAUCCAGCACGGCUACCUACAAGAGGGUUACGGGUUGAUCAGUGAGGCGCUCAACCUCCUCAACAACGUGUACGGAGCAAUGCACCCGGAAAAUGCUCAGUGUUUGCGUAUGCUCGCUCGCCUUAGUUACAUUAUGGGAGAUCCCCAAGAAGCCCUUGCCAUCCAGCAGCGUGCCGUGUUGAUGAGCGAACGUGUGAAUGGCAUCGACCAUCCGUACACCAUUUCAGAAUAUGCUCACCUUGCAUUGUACUGUUUUGCAAAUAGUCAAAUUAGCACCGCCCUAAAGCUGUUGUACCGCGCCCGGUAUUUGGCCACGAUCGUGUGCGGUGAGAAUCAUCCCGACAUCGCGUUGAUGGACAGCAACAUCAGCCUGAUCCUUCACGCGGUCGGUGAGUACGAGCUGUCACUGCGUUUCCUCGAGCAUGCGCUUGCAUUGAACAUUCGGUACUACGGAGAAAAGUCCUUAAAGGUAGCUGUCAGCUAUCAUCUGGUGGCGCGAACGCAAAGCUGCAUGGGCGACUUCCGUUCUGCGUUGGUCAACGAGAAGGAGACGUAUGCAAUUUACAAGCAGCAGCUCGGCGAAACGCACGAAAAGACACAGGAAUCAUCCGAAUGCCUUCGCCAUCUGACACAACAAGCGGUCGUAUUACAAAAGAAGAUGAACUACGCCAACGGCAAGUUGCUCAGCACCGGUCUUCCGCCGAUCCACAUUCAACCACCUUCGAUGGGUUCGGUAUUAGAUAUGCUGAAUGCGAUCAAUGGUAUCAUAUUUGUACAAAUUAGUUCCAAAGAAAUUGCCAAUUUCAAGAACGAAAUCGAAAAACGCCAGAAAGAAACCGGCCAAAGCCAGGGACAACAAUCGUCCACGACGAUGCCAGUGCAAGCAAAUCAGGAGGAAGUCGAUCGUAUGUUGAUGGAAACGAUGCAGAAAACGGCCGCUGGUAUUCCGUUCGAGGAACAGGAUGACGAGAAGAAACCCCUUGGCGUAGAGCAAUUAGAGACGGCAAAACCCAUAGAGGCGCUGUCGAGCUGAAAACAUCAAGGCUCGAUGGCGCUAGCUGCAGUUGCGAUAUGCCUUGGGUCCUGAAUUAAAGCGAAGUUCGUUGUUUUUUUAUAUAAUUUUCAGAAAUGUGAAAACACCACUAACGUGUGACACAUACAAUCACAUACGCACAGUCACACACAUACACAAUUUGCGUCAAUUGCCCAAGGGAUAUGAAUAUUGUGUUAGUUUAUAGUUUGAUAUAAAAUCUUACCAUAGCUUGAGUUCGGCCUCGUAACGCUUCCUAUGCCCGUGAAGUGUUUCAUCUACCAGCGUGUAUCAAAUGCUGUGCCUUUUUUCGUAGCUCUAGUAU
Molecule: messenger RNA, 4303 nt
Organism: Anopheles nili
Lineage: Eukaryota; Metazoa; Arthropoda; Insecta; Diptera; Culicidae
Gene: clu
Product: clustered mitochondria protein homolog
Exons: 5
Coding region: 16-3981 (1321 amino acids)
Biological process (GO): intracellular distribution of mitochondria
Cellular component (GO): cytoplasm
Molecular function (GO): mRNA binding; protein binding
Source: RefSeq, a predicted model, not a curated record